CGAAAGCGAAAGCGCCGGUCGGCAGUCGGCGGGUCCCGGAGGCCUCGGCGGGGGCAGCGGCGGCCCCGGGGCACGGUCCGAGCGGGCAGGGGGCUUCUGCCGCGGGGCCGGGGCUCCGGCGCGGCUGAGUGAAGAUGGAUUCGUUUGAGGACUCCUUCAUCUACCUGCCCCAGGCCGGGGACCCGGAGGGUGGCUCCGAGGAGAUGACCCCCGAGCGCAUCCAGCAGGAGGUCGAGCACUGCAAGGAAGUUUGUCGUGCUCUGGAGCAAGACAGUGUGGACUUACACAAGGCCAAGGGAGCUGUGGAGCAAAGGACACAAGAGCUGAGGAAAGAGCAAGAACUCCUUUGUAAAAAGUUUGAGCUACAGAUGUCUUUAAAAAGAGACGAGGAGGCAAACUGCCAGAUGAACAUCUUUUUAGCAAGGGAGGAGAACAACAAACUAAGGCAGGAGAAGGAGAUGCUGGAAAAGAAACUGGAAGUAGUGAAGAAGAGGAUUCCCUGGGAGGAUCCACUGAUGAUGAUAUCUGCCUUGCCAGAGAAGAAAAUGGUGUUUAAGAGCCUUGUGUCAAACAAGGAGGACAUGAACAAGCUGAUACUCACCCCACUGAUCCGCUACCCUCUGCCUGGGGGCUCGGCUCUCAUCACCUUUGAGAAGGCAGAGGUGGCCCAGAGGAUCAUAGAGAUGAAGGAGCACGUGGUGGAGCUGAGCUGUGGGGAUGAGCUGGAGGAGCUGGACCGGUGCAGAGUGCGAAUGCAGGCAGCGCCCGUGGACAUACUGCUGCCCUCUGCCGUGGAGAUUGGGCUGAGUCAGAGCAACAGGAGCAUCCUUGUAUCUGACCUGCCCAACCUGGGCAUCCCUGAGGAGUCACUGCUGGACAAGCUGGAGCUCUUCUUCAGCAAGACAAAGAAUGGAGGUGGUGAGGUGGACAGGACAGAGUUCCUGGAUGACUCUGGGCAGGUGAUGCUGACCUUCGCACAGGAGGAAGUGGCAGAGCUGCUGAUUUCCAGAGGACACAUCCAGAUGCAGAUUGGCAAAACAAGCUACAACCUCAAAAUAUCUCCCUGCAUAAGUGGAAACAUCACUGACCUGCAGCUCCAGCCCUCCCGCUGCCCCAGGACCGUCCUGCUCUCCGGCAUCCCCGACGUGCUGCCUGAGGAGGCCAUGAGGGACACGCUGGAGAUCCACUUCCAGAGGCCCAGCCGUGGCGGGGGGGAGGUGGACGCCCUCGCCUACGUGCCGGCGGGACGGGACGGGGUGGCUGUUUUCGCGGAGGACGCGGGUUAACCCCGGGCUGCCCGACGCGGGGGGAUGCUCCGCGGGACCGUGAACAUUAAACUCGGCAUCUGCAGCCA
Messenger RNA from Colius striatus (speckled mousebird), 1354 nucleotides. RefSeq names its product interferon induced protein 35 (gene IFI35). Gene Ontology annotation, cellular component: nucleus. NCBI's taxonomy places the organism in Eukaryota, Metazoa, Chordata, Aves, Coliiformes, Coliidae. The transcript has 9 exons. The record is from RefSeq and is a predicted model, not a curated record. The coding region runs from base 135 to 1286 and encodes 383 amino acids.